CCAUGUGAUGCCUUUCUUGAAUAUUAUUGCUGUUGCAGCUUUCGAUGAGGCGGAAGCUCAGUCUUGGGACAGAUUCCUUACUUUUUCUUACCUUUACGUACUCAAUGCACUACAAAGUCCUUGUGCUUGCAUUUCUCGUGGCACGUUCCUCCUGAAUGCCAAUCUCCGAUGUGGACACCGCGGGGGAUUAGUAUGGAUCAAGCAGGCAGGCAGAUCACCUUCAGACGAGUUCUCAUUCCCGUCGGAUCCUCGAAAUACUACUACGAGGGACUUUGGGGACAGCAGCGAACUUAUUCGUACAUAGGUCAUUGGCUCCAACUCCACCACGUUUCAAGUGUUGCAGCAUGACCAGCGUCAGCACAGGACACUUCAAGAAGUCGGUUGGCGGGAUUCUUCAGCGGCAGGAUCCAAUACUGGCUGUCGACUCGGCGUGCCUUUGGGGGGCGGCACCGCGAUGACAAAUUGAGACCUCUGGGAGGUGUCCGUGACUAUGAGAGGAAUAAUGCGACGGCACCGGGAUGCAGAUAACACGGUAAUGGACAUCGCCUGCAAAACGGCUUUCGGACUGUCAGCGUGACAAAAGCAAAUUACAGAAAACAGAGACCAAGGUAACGAUGCUCUCUUCCCCUCGAAAGCUUUGCACAGACAAACGCAUUGAUAAAGAGCCAACCCGAUUCUGUGACGAAGAUGUUGAGUAUAUGGUGUACGACUCCAAAUGUCUCGAGCGCACCGGCGCAGCAGACAGCCAACAUGAAGGAGGGUACCCAUUCUCUUGCAAAGGUAAUGGGCCAUCACUCUUGCCUUCACACCGACCAACUAAGAGUCCAGCUACCAAUGGGUGGCUCUCAAGGUUUGUUGAAAGAGAUUCUCCGUAUCAUGAAAGUCAGGCUCUGGCGCAGCUGAAGAACAGGCACAACAGGGAUUCCACACGAUGAUCUGGGUAAAAAUAAUCCGGUUAGCAGCCUCCUCGCUUCUUGGCUGAUGAGAACACAAAUGAAAAGACAUCUCGGAGACACUUGCGAUGCAUCGAUUGUUCCACAAUUGUAUCGGCGUUCAUUUACCCAACAUUCAUUGAGCACGAUAGUUCUUCAGUCACACGAUAUGAAAAGAGAACAGACCCUGUUCCCUCUUCGCAUAAUCUCUCGGAGCCGUCUCGAUUCAUCCUUCGGUAUUGCCCACGGCCGCUGCCUCCAAUCAGUCGGUGACUUCUCAUCUGCUGGAGCUGUGAAGAGCAUCCUGAGCAGGUGAUAGCAUUGCUUUCAGGGUCCUAGUAGAGAGUCUCACUGUCGGUAUUAGGCACCCUAAGCCACUAUUAGUCCCAGCUUGCUGCCAGUGGUUAUGACGUAAUGCCGUAAGUGGAAUGUUUCCCGAGUCGCCUCCCGUUGUUGGACCGCGAAUGGAUGGACCAUGGACGCGACCUGUUACGUGUCUGUGACAUGGCAAUUCGCUGAAAGUGGCAAAGUACGCAUCUAUUCCAACUGCUACUCGUUCUGCCUAUUCAAUUCACGAGGGCACUCUUCUCUGAUGCUGUCAAGAUGACUUCCCUCUACCAGGGACAGUCAUCACUCUGCGCACAGGGCUGAACACAUACAGUUCUGCUUAGUGUCACCCUCUCGACAGGCAACGUUUGUCCUUGUAUGAACUGUAUACGAUUCACCGAGUGCGCACGGUAUAAAAUGGCUCCUGGAUCCAAUUCUCAGUUGAGCGAAUCGUGGGUGGUUGAGGACGACGGUGACGAGAGGAUCAGUUGGGACGAACGUUCUGCAGAGUCGGAGCUGGACGAAGAACCAAAGGUUGCAGUCCAAAACGAGCACGAACCCAAGGUGACCAGAGUUAUUCCGCAGAGACGCAAGUCUCCCAGACUGUCCACGCCGACAGCACCAGAACCAGAGUUCAUUAUGCCAUCCUUGGCAACCAGUGUCGCGCCUUCAGAGAAGAUUGUGCGGAGAGGGAAACCGUCGGUCACGGCCAAGGUGCUUUCAUCAAAGCAGCAGACAGCACAAGUCCGCUCAAGUCGAAUGAAUCAAACACAAGCGGCCAACACAACGACUUCGCCGGUGGCGGACAAGAUAGUCCUGGUGCUGGUGCAUGCUGCGGAAUGGCUGCUCGAUAUCCUAGGGCAGACGCUGAAGACCUUGAAGCGGCCCAUCUCUUGGCUGCUCGCGGCAUAUCUCUUUUUCGGCAUAUUGAUGCUUUUGCAAAACCUCCUGACCACCUCCAUCUAUACGGCGCUAUCCCCUAUAUGUCGCAUUCCCGGCGUGUCUCUUCUCAAUCUUCCACUCUGUCAGUUUGCUUCAUCCAACAAUGACAAACCGACUCUCCCUGAUGGGGCUUCUGCGCCCGUCGAGUUCGACGCCCUCAUGAAGACGCAAUCCCACUUCGAAGAGAUCUUGUCUGAAUCUGCGGCCGGUGUUGCUUUGCCUCUGGACAUGAAACGAUCCGAGACUUCGAUUCGCGAUCUGCGGCAGAUUGUGCGGUACUCGCAGCUCGCCUCCCGCAACGAAAUGGUUCUCGAAUUCGACGGGUUCAUCGAGACCGCUCGCAUAGCAUCAUACGACCUCCAGAAAUUCAAUUCGCACGUCGGCCGCGGUGUGGACAUUGUUCUGAGCACAGCGCGUUGGACGCAACGGGUGCUCGAUGACAUGGCAGUCAAGCAAUCUUCUCGAGGCAUCAUCCCGGGUUUCAUACAAGACAAGCUUCUGGCUCCUUUCAAGCCGAUACAAUUCACCGAAGCAAGGCUCCUCGACCAAUAUAUCUCUCACACGCGGAUAGUAUCCGAAGAGAUCGAGCGUUUGAUCGAAGAGGCCCAAGCUUUACUUUUGGUCCUGCAGAACCUCGAAGAUCGACUCGACGUGAUCCACGCGAUCGCAUUACGCGACAACAUCGCCGCCCAGGCUGGCAAGGAUGAGAUCCUCUCGCAUCUCUGGACCCUGCUGGGCGGCAAUCGGGCCAAGUUGGGCAAGUACAACAACCAACUGACACUUCUAAGACAAGUGGGCCAGUAUCGGAAAGUUGCAUGGGCGCAUGUUUCAGCUACGAUCCUUAAGCUGCAGGCCAUGGGUGCAGAGCUGGAGGAGCUACGUACGAGGGUGUCAAGUGCCGAAGUACUAAGAGGGCACAAGGAGAUCCCGCUCGCGGUGCAUGUAGAGAACAUAAGGUUGGGAGUGCAGCGGCUCGAGGAGGGCAGGGAGAAGGCCAGGCGGCUUGAGCAGAGCCAUGUGAGAAGGGUUAUCGAAGGGGCGGACCAAGGGAAUGUCAUGGCGUUAGGACAGGCUUGAGGGCAGCGAACACUGUCAACGAUUGUAAUGAUUUGAUUGCGUGCACAUUCAGCGACAACAAGGUUGCAAGGGGACGGAUAAGGAUCGGUCGGAUAAUGUAUCAAAGCAGGUAUCACAUGGCAGAUGGUCUGGCCCUACUCGGUAUACGAGUUGUGAAUGCAGCUUUAUUGUGUUG
Cladophialophora immunda is the source of this 3453-nucleotide messenger RNA. RefSeq lists its product as uncharacterized. The coding region runs from base 1638 to 3278 and encodes 546 amino acids. Lineage: Eukaryota; Fungi; Ascomycota; Eurotiomycetes; Chaetothyriales; Herpotrichiellaceae. The transcript is spliced from 2 exons. The record is from RefSeq and is a predicted model, not a curated record.